Zingiber officinale is the source of this 3316-nucleotide messenger RNA. Its product is annotated as putative disease resistance RPP13-like protein 1. The transcript has 2 exons. NCBI's taxonomy places the organism in Eukaryota, Viridiplantae, Streptophyta, Magnoliopsida, Zingiberales, Zingiberaceae. The coding region runs from base 4 to 3285 and encodes 1093 amino acids. Gene Ontology annotation, molecular function: ADP binding. The record is from RefSeq and is a predicted model, not a curated record.
AUUAUGUUGGUGUUCUUGGAAUUGAAGCAUCUCUUGCUGGAGGUGCUACCAUCGCCUACCAUGGUGGCACAAGGCCGCUUGCUGUGUAUCCAAAAUCACUUGGCCAUGGUUUGUGAUGGCCUUUGGGCUGUCAAUUCAAUGAUCGAAAUCCCUGAGAUGGGAAUGUUGAAUAACCAUUUUUCUAAAAAGUUCUAUGGGGUUGAUGCGGUGACGUCGUUUGUGCCUGCAGAAACUGCAGAUUGGGUAACAGAUGUGGCUACAGCAGUUAUAGAUGUGGGAGAGUUGCUCAGUCGAAUCAUGGAUUGGGAAGCAAGUUCGCAUCGUUCCAUUGUGGGAAAUACCCAACAGGUGCACUUUCGCCAUGUUAUUCUAGUAGAGCUGAAAGAGAUAUUGUGCAACUUGAAUUCUCUUGUGCUGAGAGGAUCUGCAAUGGGUCUUUGGAGGGACCCUAUGGGUUCUAUGAACCCACUCCGAGAAGACUACUCAAUUGUCCUAAAAAAUGAGGUGGUGGGUAGAGAGGAAGAUCUGGAGGAACUCAUUGCAAUCUUUGAACAACAACUAGUAUCAUCCAACAACAAUGGCUUUGAUAACAACCCGUUUGCAAUUGUCAUAGUUGGCAAACAAGGAGUUGGGAAGAGGACCUUGGCGCACAUGAUCUACCACCACACUUGGAUUCGCCAACAGUUUCUUCAUCGCAUUUGGGUGGAUCUACCCCUCGUUUCGACAUUCAAGAUGAUUGAUAUAAUUGGAAACGAAUUUGUAAGGUCCAUAGACAAGGAAGAAUAUUGUGAUCAGAAAUUACAUCUAGACCUGCCGCUACCAGACAUGUGGGAAUAUAUUAAUGAACAACUCUGUGGCAGUAGAUACUUGUUGGUGCUUCAUUGUGAAAAUUUGGUUAGUUUGAUGCAACCAGAGUGGAAUGAAUUGAAGAACAUCAUGUUGCGUGUGGGCGGGCCAGGGAGUGGAGUCUUGAUCAUCUACAAAUCAUCAACAGAAUCAGCUGUAAGAAAUAUGCGUUUUCUAAAUAGACUGAAGGAUAUUACAACAUUCUAUUUGAAUCCCUUAUCGGAUUAUGCAUGGGUUGAGUUAGUCAGCAGACACGCAGCAACGACGAUCCCAUUGAAGCAGGACAAAUCAAACAAGGAUGAGCUCAUUCAAUUGGCUAAGCUAUACUGCACAAACUUUCCUGGUCAAACAUUUGGGGCAAAGGUUUUUGGAUCGUUAUUCCAUUAUAUUCCGACGACAUUUGCAAUACUUCAAAGUCGCCUUCUGGAUGAUAUUUGUAAGGUUAGGAAUUUUCCACUUGUCAUCGUACGAUUACUCCAAUACCAUUACCUACUUGAUGCUGACACUGAUAAUUAUUAUGAUAAUGAUUAUGAUGUCAUCUUACACAUGUUGACCGCCGAAUGCCUCAUACCAACUGAAGGCCUCGAACCAGGUUGGAUUGAAUGCUAUGAAAGACAUUUUACCCAAAUACAUAGAAAGCGGGACUUGCCAGAAUUACUGUUUGGAAGGAUGGUCUACUGGCAUAUGAAGAUUCCCAAAGAUUCAACUACUAUUUCUAGGUGCUGCCGUUGUUUAUGUUUGGAAAUUAAUCCUAGAGUGAAACCAUUUCGACUGCCGAUCAUGCCAAUUAAGGUGAGCAGUAAGCUGAUAACAUUGAUUCUACAAGAAGAUAAGAAAACGACGCGAGAAGAUGUUGAGGAAAUAACACUUCGAGUAUACAAAAAAAGAUGCAUGAAAGCAGCAACUGCAAUAUCAAAGUUCCUCAACAAGAUGUCAGUAAGAUUCAUACAUUUGCAUAUGUUAGUUGUAGAAACUAGUAUGAUCCAAAGCCUACCAAAUGAAAUUAGCAAAUUGGUUAGCUUGAGAUACCUCCACCUUUCGAAGCUUAAGAUGGAAUUACUUCCGAAAUCACUUUUUGACCUGCUUAAUUUGCGAAUUUUAAGUUUGCUUCACUGCAAAAAGCUUCAAAAGAUACCUGAACGAAUCCAUAAGCUUAAGAAAUUGCAGAUUUUGAAAUUAGCUUAUUGCACAAAACUUCAGUGGUUACCAAAAUCUAUAACAAGACUCACAAACUUGGAAGAGCUUAAUAUGGAAGGUUGUUGUUUUCUGAGCAAGCUCCCAGAGGAUUUGGUCAGUUUUAAAUCAUUGAGAAUCCUCAACGUCGCAGGAUGUGCAUCCUUGUCUCAACUUCCCCGUGGGAUUGAGCAAUUAAUUGGCCUUCGUAAGUUGUCAGGAAUAAUUGUCGGUGUGCAAGGAGGUUUUGUGCUCACACAGUUGCAAGCUUUAACAAAUCUUCAGGAAAUAAGAUUACAAAACCUAGAACGAGAAGAGGAGAUUCAAACUGAAGUGCUGAUGGGCCAACAAAGUCUUCGACACUUGUCAUUGCAUUGGGGUGGUGAAGAAGCAACUAAGAGUUCUGAAACAGCUCCAUCACAGCAUGUGCUCGAAGCUCUCCGACCCAACUUGCAUUUGAAAUGUCUAGACAUAAUUUCUUAUAAGGGAGUGGAAUUUCCUACUUGGAUGAGUAAACAACAACUUGCUCGUUUCGACUCUUUAGUUGAAGUGAGAUUCAUCAAUCUCAGGAGGUGUGCUAUAUUACCAUCACUCGGUCAACUUCCUUUUCUCGAGAAGCUUGAGAUAAGUGGCAUGGAUUUAAUAAAACACAUAGACUAUACAUUUUACGGUGAUGGCAACACAUUUGCUAUGUUGAGAGAGCUCACUUUCUCAGAAAUGCUUGGGCUAAAGAAAUGGUCUGUGCCGUCGGAAAGAAAAAAUAAAAUAUUUUUUCCAGAGCUUAGACAAUUGACACUAAUUCAGUGCCCAAAACUCAAGGAAAUAUCUCCGUGGUUGUUUCUACAUGAUUAUGAUACAAUGAGAAUAUGGUUGAACAAUGAGACAAUAUGGUCUACUGUAUUUUGCAGUUGGGACAACCUCCGAUACCUUGAAAUAAUAGAGAUAGUCGGGUGCCAAGAGCUAAGGUGUCUACCACAGAGGAUGCAAAGUUUGCAGAUAUCUAAGAUGACAAUUAACAGCUGCAACAAUUUGACGACUUUGGUAGCAUUGGAUUCACUUAUAGAAUUGAACAUAUAUGCUUGCCCACUGCUAGCAUUCAACCUAGAAGCAUUUGCAGAACUUAGGAUACUUACAAUUAAAGGCUGCCCGAAGAUGCAAAUUUAUCAUGAUGCCUGGAAGAAAAAAGAUGAGGAACGGCGAGAAAAAGAAGAAAGAAGAAGAUACAAUUAUGAAAGUAGUUCUAGUUCUAGCUCUUCGCCAAAUUGAAUGAUUUGCUGAACAUGUUGCAAGUAACAAU